CAUCAAACUGAACUAUAAAACAACCUCACUACUAGAUUAAGCAACGAACAUAAACUAAACUACUUUACUUUCAGAUUUUGCAGAAGUAACUAAUUUCAACAACUUAGAGGCAUAGUUUGUCCAAUCUUUGGCUCUAUUUCAUUUGUAAUCAUGUUGAAGCCUACGAUGGGUAAUUGGAUGGUACUGAUCAAAAAUGGAUUCGGAGGAGGAGGAGGAGGUAAAUCGGCAUACACAACGUCAACUGUACCAAAAAUGAAAGCAUAUGCUCCACCAGCAUCUGAUUAUGGACACAUUCAUCACGGACAACAACAUGGGAAAGCAUCUUCCAAGUCAACAAAACAAGACUUCGUACCAAUUUACGUUGCUGUUGGAAUGAUAGCUUUGUCAACAAUGUUGGGUAUCCACACAGCGUGGCAAAACCUAAGGAAUAAUCCAACCGUGCGUGUGAAGAAACAAAGGAGAGAGACUGUUCCUGAAGUAGUGGAACCCGAUCAUGUUAUGGAGGAAUCUGAUAGAUUCUUUAAGAGUUCAUUCUUUAGGAAAAUUGCACAUGUUCAGGAACGUAGUUAUCCUGAUCAUAACCAAGUUUCUAGUCCGAUUCACAGAGAUGCUUUUGCUUAUCAACCUCGUGCUGAGACUCUUAAGUCUGUUGGUGUUGAUCCAUCUCAUGUGUGACUGUCACUCUUAUUAAUUACUCAAGGUUCUAAUUUUGUAAAAUUAUUUCCUUUUAAUGUUGUUAUUGUGGAUAAAUAAA
Molecule: messenger RNA, 754 nt
Organism: Medicago truncatula (barrel medic)
Lineage: Eukaryota; Viridiplantae; Streptophyta; Magnoliopsida; Fabales; Fabaceae
Exons: 2
Coding region: 151-675 (174 amino acids)
Source: RefSeq, a predicted model, not a curated record